UUCAAGAUACAUAAACAAGUCUUUUGUGUUUUGAGGAAUUGAAGGUCUCAUCAUGACCAUAAAGAAACUGACAGUAUUUGUGCUGUUAACAGGGAUUGUCUGUACUACUGGGCAUGAAUUCGUUUCAUCAACAGAAAAAGUUGCACAGCUUUUCAAUGAGGAGGAAGACCUUCUGAAAAGCUUCAGUCUGUACAUCGAUGCUGAAGAAAAGAAUGUAGAGAGAAUGAAGAGUGUUCUUCUGGUUCUUCAACUACUCACAUACUUUGACCCUGCGAACCCUGAGAAAACCAUGAGAGACCCUGUGGCAGCUUACAAACUCCUCAGACGAGUGAGAAGUGAAUGGUUGACUAUUGUCGAAUACACUCAAUUGAGUCUUUAUGAAGUAUAUCAGACACUGCUGGAUUAUUCAAACAUCCCACAGCCUGAGGACUUGAAUAAUGCCGCUUCAGAACUGAUCAGACUGCAAGAAUUCUACAAACUCUACCCACACAACAUCACAAGGGAAACGUCUCUAAACGCAGAUGAAGCCUACCAUAUGGGGUUGGUCGCUUAUAAUGAGAACAAAUUCCAGCACGCAUUCCUCUGGUUUCUGUACAGUCGGGACAGAUUAACAGAAAACUCAACCACUACUGAGAAAAAGUUGCUACAUUUCCUUAGUUCCUCAGCCUAUCAUUUUGGCAGCCUACCUGUGGCAAUCUACUUCAGCCAACGGCUUCUAAACCUGGAUCCAACUAAUGACGAAGUCAAAGUAGAGUUGAGCCUUUACAAACACCUUCGCUUCGAGAGAAAUUCAAAUCCUGACAUAUUCUCGUUGAACACAAAGUCAAAUAACUCCUAUGAGGCUCUGUGCAGAGGAGAGGUUGACGAGAGGACCUCUAAGAGGCAGAGAGCGCUGUCCUGUAGGUACAGCACAGGUGGAGGAAACCCCAGACUGAUGUACGCACCAGUGAAAGAGGAAGUGGAGUGGGACGAGCCUCGCAUCAUCAGAUAUCAUGACAUUAUAUCAGACAGAGAGAUGGAGAUCCUGAAGAAUAUCUCCAGGCCUCAACUUUCUAGGUCGGAGACUAUACAGGGAGUCACAAACAUCCGUACUUCUCAAAGUGUUUUUCUAGAGGAAGACAACACUGUUGCUCGUAUCAGUCAGAAUAUUGCAGACAUCACAGGACUCUCAGUGGAAUCAGCUGAAGAACUACAUGUUCAGAAUUAUGGGAUUGGUGGCAGAUAUGAACCGCAUUUUGAUGCAUGGGAUGAUAAGAAUGGAAGGAUUGCUACGUUCCUAAUUUAUAUGAGUGAUGUGGAGAUAGGGGGCGCCACUGUGUUUCCUAAAGUUGGAGUUGCAUUGAAGCCAAAAAAGGGUUCCGCUGUGUUUUGGUACAACCUCCACAAGAAUGGCAGAGUGGAUUUGGAUACACAGCAUGCUGGAUGCCCUGUGUUAGUGGGUAACAAAUGGGUGGCUAAUAAAUGGAUCCAUGAGUUUGGACAGGAGUUCAGGAGACCCUGUUCUUUAUCAGAAUGGGAGUGAAAGACAUUGUGACCAUGUCAAAUCAUAUGAA
Rhinichthys klamathensis goyatoka is the source of this 1553-nucleotide messenger RNA. RefSeq names its product prolyl 4-hydroxylase subunit alpha-1-like. The transcript is spliced from 14 exons. Bases 53 to 1522 code for a protein of 489 amino acids. The record is from RefSeq and is a predicted model, not a curated record. Gene Ontology annotation, biological process: peptidyl-proline hydroxylation to 4-hydroxy-L-proline. Gene Ontology annotation, molecular function: L-ascorbic acid binding; iron ion binding; protein binding. Lineage: Eukaryota; Metazoa; Chordata; Actinopteri; Cypriniformes; Leuciscidae. Gene Ontology annotation, cellular component: endoplasmic reticulum.